This is a messenger RNA of Clonostachys rhizophaga, 399 nucleotides long. NCBI's taxonomy places the organism in Eukaryota, Fungi, Ascomycota, Sordariomycetes, Hypocreales, Bionectriaceae. The record is from the annotation of a GenBank genome assembly.
AUGUCUUCCCAGCCUCUUCUCCAGACCGCUCCAGGCAAGCGCAUUGCCCUUCCCACGCGAGUCGAGCCCAAGGUCUUCUUCGCCAACGAGCGUACCUUUCUGUCCUGGUUGAACUUCACUGUUGUCCUGGGCGCGUUGGCGAUUGGGAUGCUCAACUUUGGCGACCGCACUGCCUUCAUCUCGGCCUUCCUCUUCACCGGCGUCGCCAUGUUGACCAUGAUCUACGCCUUAAUUACCUACCACUGGAGAGCCAAGUCGAUCAGGGUGCGAGGACAGGCCGGGUUCGAUGACCGGUUCGGCCCUACGGUUCUGGCCAUUAUUCUCCUGCUGGCCGUCGUCGUGAACUUUGUUCUGAGGAUUACCGAUCGCUCCAAGAAGCAGCAGGACGGCCAAUUGUAA